This is a messenger RNA of Pelodiscus sinensis (Chinese soft-shelled turtle), 629 nucleotides long. The record is from RefSeq and is a predicted model, not a curated record. NCBI's taxonomy places the organism in Eukaryota, Metazoa, Chordata, Testudines, Trionychidae.
CCUAAUGUGGUGUUUGGUUUCUCUUCCAGUGUUGUGACCACCCCCUGCUGUCCCUGAACAUGUAUGCCUGUGCAAAAUUCGUGUCUGCUCCUGCCCUAGUGAGGAACAGCUCCAGGCUGCUAUGCAGACCCGUCUCUGCCUCCAUGCUGAGCAGGCCUGAGGCCAAGACAGAUGAGCUUGGCUCCACCCAGAACGCCCUGCUCCAGGCUGUGCGCCGGGAGCUCCACACCAGCUCUGCCUCCCGGGACAUCGACACAGCGGCAAAGUUCAUCGGUGCUGGUGCUGCCACCGUUGGGGUAGCUGGCUCUGGGGCUGGCAUUGGAACGGUAUUCGGCAGCCUCAUUAUUGGCUAUGCCAGAAACCCGUCCCUGAAACAGCAGCUCUUCUCCUACGCCAUCCUGGGCUUCGCGCUCUCUGAAGCCAUGGGGCUCUUCUGCCUGAUGGUGGCUUUCCUUAUCCUCUUCGCCAUGUGAUGGAGCCAACCUCCUGCUGCGUUUCCUCCCGUGUCUAGUCGAUCGUGAGCGGUUACGAAUGUCCUAACGCAGGUGGGGGUAUCCCUGCCUCCUAGCCCAAUCUGUCUGGCCCAGCCCGGCUGAGGGAAGGUGAAUAAAUACAGUCUUGGUAUAUGG